This is a messenger RNA of Sphaeramia orbicularis (orbiculate cardinalfish), 1578 nucleotides long. RefSeq names its product transcription termination factor 4, mitochondrial-like. Gene Ontology annotation, cellular component: mitochondrion. The transcript is spliced from 4 exons. Gene Ontology annotation, molecular function: double-stranded DNA binding. Gene Ontology annotation, biological process: mitochondrial ribosome assembly; regulation of DNA-templated transcription; mitochondrial transcription. The record is from RefSeq and is a predicted model, not a curated record. Lineage: Eukaryota; Metazoa; Chordata; Actinopteri; Kurtiformes; Apogonidae. Bases 21 to 1046 code for a protein of 341 amino acids.
UAUAUAUGUGACGGACAAGCAUGGGCGCCUGUGUAGCUGCACGUCAGGUUCUACGGUGGAGUGUGAGAAGUGCCACCUCCUCAGCUCUUUUUAGUCCUCUUCGGUUUGGAUGCUGCCACGUCCAGCCACUGUGCAUCAGUCGCAGAUUGUUGUGUUCCUCAGGCAGUGAUUGCAUCCUGCAGUCAAAUCACCAUGGAGUCACUGAUUUGUCGGGAAAGCAUGCCGCAGAGCUGUCUCUACGCUCUUUAGUUAACAUGGGAUUUACGGACUCCCAGGCAGAACAGAUAUAUGAGACUGUGUCCAAAGCUAAGGGGGCGAGUUCUGCAAAACAUGCCCUGUCUGCCUUAUCCUCUCUGUUCGCCUUGGGGUUAAACGCCUCCACUGUGGGGAAGCUGCUGGAGAAAUGCCCUCAACUUUACACGAUCAAGGAAUCACAGUUUCAGCAGCGUAUUGGCAAUUUGCGGAGGCAAGGUUUGGGUGAAGGAAGCCUUCAGAGAGUGGUGUCCCAUUACCCGCAGAUCCUGGUGGUGCCUAUGAAGAAAAUAAACAAUGUGGGCAUGUUCCUCAGAGAGAAGUGCCUUUUUACUGUCCAGCAAGUGACAGAGAUCCUAAGAGACAGUCCAGCCAUUAUAGAGGAAGACCUGGGUGAACUGGAGUACAAAUUUCAGUACGUCUACUUUCGAAUGGGUGUCAAACAGGCAGAGAUGGUUAAGUCCAAGUUGUUUCGCUUCACUCUGAAUGAAGUGCGCUCUCGACACUGUUUUCUGGAGCGCCGGGGACUGUAUCAAACACCUGACAAGAAAGGACAGACGCUUAUCGUGAACCCCAAACUGAACAGCAUCCUCACUGUGGAUCAGGACACAUUUCUUGCUCAGGUUGCCAAGGCAUCAGCAGAAGAGUAUGAUGUUUUUCAGAGACUGAUGGCAAGAGAAUGGCAGGCAGAGGAGCAUCAGGAGAAUUUUGAAGCUGUUAGUGAUGAUGAUGAAGAAGAGAAAGAUGAAGAGAAUGAAGGCAAGAAGGCAUACAUGAGGAGAAAGAAGAAAUGAGAUUGAGGAUUGAGACCAUUUAAAACUGAAAAAGAAAUAUGUGUAAAUUAUAUAUCUGCUGGAUGAAUUAAAUGUUUAAUUUUAUGAGGUGUAUUUCAGAUGGAGAGAACUGUUAUCUAAAACACACAUGGAAACCAAACGUUGGUUAUUAUUACCUGGCUGUUUCAUUUAUAUAAAAAAAAUAGACCAUGAUACACCUGCUGGUUUGAGGUUGGUUUCUGUGUUUAUUCAAGUAUCGUCACUGAAACGUCACAUGCAGUGAUGUUAGUGUAGAUUUGCAAAAUCAAUAAGGUUUAAAGUGAGAAAUAAAUCCUGUGUAUUGUGUUAACCAAAUUAAAACAUUUUUGACAUUCCUUUAUUGAUAUCCCUUCAUUUGUAAGUCAUAGCUACUACAUCGGUUUGACAGUCAUGAUGAUUUGUGGAGUGAAAUUAAAAAGGAAAUGUGAAAUAUGUUUGAUCUAAUUUGUUUUAAAAAGUCACUCCUAAAAUUAGAUUAUGUUGAAAAGAAUUCAGGGAAAUAUAGAAAAGCAAA